Messenger RNA from Seminavis robusta, 1140 nucleotides. The record is from the annotation of a GenBank genome assembly. Lineage: Eukaryota; Bacillariophyta; Bacillariophyceae; Naviculales; Naviculaceae.
AUGGCGUUAGCCUUUGUAUCCCAGUCUACAUCAUGCACUAGUACUGCUUGUACGGCCAUGUCAGCAUCCGCAUCAGAUGCCGCCAGAGAUUUGCUCUACCAAGAUCAGCAGCAAGCCAUGCUUCGCCGUUCAGAGGUAGAAGAAGCAUUACUGGCGCCUGUCACUAGCAUUAUGAAAGCACCAAAGCUCACGGCCGUUACGGAGCGAGGGACUGGUUUUGCCGCUUCUCAAAAGAGCACCUCACAAGCUCGCUUGGCGAACCAGCAGGCCAAGACAUUGAAACGGGAUGGUGUCCUCUUGGUGGAAAACGUUUUGUCGAAUGAAGUUGCCGAUCAAUUGCGAGCAUUUGUUUUGGAACAACAGCAAGUGGCACAAGAUGUUACGGCAGAAGAUCCUUCCAAGUCUCGAGGGUUUUAUGGUGUGGAGCAAGCCCGAAAGAAUCGUUGUGAUUUGCAAUUGAGUCUCUUACGAGGUGGAUACAAGGCGGAUGCUGAUACUAGUAGCAAUGAUGAUAUUAUUGGAGCAGAAUCAACACAACAUGUCCUGGCGGAUGCUCUUCUGGAGAUUCUUGGCGCUCAAGGAUCCCUCCGGUCUCUCUACGAAAAACUUGUCACUCCCAAAGGAGAAUUCUACGAAUUGGCAGCGGUGGUGACCCAUCCAGGAAGUCACCGGCAAACCAUCCACCCGGACCUUCCCUUUCAAGAUCCAGCUCCUCUGUACGUAGUCUUUUGUGCACUCCAGGACGUGACAGAAGACAUGGGACCCACUAGCUUUUUGUUAAAGAGCCAUACAGCGGCUCAGAAUGCACAAUUCAUGUCGGGGGAUGUGGACGUCAAGAAUGCUCAAUUGACUGGAGCGGAUUGUCGGUUGGCCAAUCUCAAGAAAGGGGAUGCCAUUGUCUUUGAUGCGCGCACUCUGCAUUGUGGGAAUGCCAAUUCCUCCAAAGACAAGAACAAAGCUCGCGCCUUGUUUAAUUUUAGCUUUCGCAAUCCCAAGAUCAGUGGUUCAUUGGGAUAUGAAGGAUCCAUCCGACCGGGAUACUGCCAAGCCAUGUCCUUGGCAGAUAUUGGUGAUGCCCUGUCGGCCUAUGAGAAUGGUGAGGCCGAGCCUUUUGCGAAAUAUGGUGGCGGUCUUUUGUAG